Messenger RNA from Phaedon cochleariae (mustard beetle), 1055 nucleotides. The record is from the annotation of a GenBank genome assembly. NCBI's taxonomy places the organism in Eukaryota, Metazoa, Arthropoda, Insecta, Coleoptera, Chrysomelidae.
CGGUAAAGUGCGAAGACUCAACAACAUAUCUGUAAUGAACGUCAACAGCACUUUGAGUAUUUUUUUCUGUUUAAUCUUUGUGAUUGAAUCCAGAGAUCUGCCUAAAUAUUUCCCAAACUGCCACAGAUAUGACCCGAAAAUCAAUGAGUGUUUGGUCAAAGCUACUGAACAAGUGAAACCCUUUUUGGCAAAGGGAGUUCCCGAAUUGAGUAUGCCUCCUCUAGAGCCAUUUAUUAUCCCGGAAGUGGUAUUAGAACAAGGAACCAGUGCACUGAACUUCAAAGCGACGUUGACGAAUGUGACAAUACACGGAAUUACUAAUUAUAAGUUCAGCAGAUUUGAAUUUGAUGUACCAAAUAUGCAAUUUUUCUGUGAUGCCGACCUAGGUGAAAUGAUUAUCAAGGGAAAUUAUACAGUCAAUGGAAAAAUUUUGAUUGCACCAAUAGUUGGUUCAGGUACCUUCGUUGCAUCAAUAGACAAUUGUAAUGCAACAGUUUAUCAAAAAGUUGAGGUACGAAAGAAAAAAGGCGUAGAUUACAUUUUUCCAGUUCACACGAAUAGUUCGAUCUAUGUUGGAGGUCCAAAGGUGAAUCUCAAUGGACUAUUCGAUGGAAAUCCUGAACUGAAUAAUGUCACAAACAAGGUGAUCAGCGACAAUAUCGACGAGCUUUUCGAAGAUAUCAGACCAGUAAUAGACAAAGUUUUAACAAACAUCUUGGAGGAUUUCCUAUUGAAGGCCGUGGAAGGGCAAGUGCCCUUCGAUAAAUUAUACCCUCCCAUACCCUGAGGGAUUCUGAUAAUGCCGAACUGUUAUUAUAGUGUUAUUAUAGACUGAUAUAUUUUUUAGAGAAUAGAAACAAAUAAAAUAAAUAAAACAUUCGUAUUCAAUGAGAAAAGCACAAAGCACAUCUUCUCGACAAAACAUCAAAUAUGGAACAUAUUUUUUUCAAUCGCUUGGAGCGCACGAAAGGACAUAUGCAAUGUCCAUCUUCAGCCUAUGCUUUGUGAAUUAUUAUGCCUCAUCGUCCUCCAUAAUUUGACAUUCCAUGUUUGGG